GCUUUUUAACUUAUCGUGGCCAUCAUCAGGGUGAGGCUUAGACACAGCGUAUCAAAAAUGAGUCAGACAUGAACGUCGACUCGACUACUUCUCGCAGCCUCGCUGAGCCAACCACUCCACACUAGGUACCCUCAGCGCUUGGGGCGCCCACCGGUCACAACAAGGGACUGACUUCACAAGUACUGAGUUAAGCUCUGAGCCUCUAAAGUUGAACAAAAUGCCUCGACCGGUCAAUGUCCGCGUCACUACAAUGGACGCUGAGCUGGAGUUUGCCAUCCAGUCAUCCACGACAGGCAAACAGCUUUUUGACCAGGUGAUCAAGACGGUGGGUGUACGUGAGGUGUGGUACUUCGGGCUUCAGUAUGUAGACAACAAAGGUGUCCUUUCAUGGCUGAAACUCGACAAGAAGGUGAUGUCUCAAGACAUGAAGAAGGAGGUUCCUUUGCAGUUCAAGUUCCGCGGCAAGUUCUACCCCGAGGAUGUGUCCGAGGAGCUGAUUCAGGACAUCACACAGAAGCAGUUCUUCCUGCAAGUGAAGGACGCCAUCCUGAGCGACGACGUCUACUGCCCACCAGAGUCCGCGGUGCUGCUGGCGUCCUAUGCCGUGCAGGCCAAGUUUGGGGAUUUCAACAAGGAGGUGCACAAGUCUGGCUACCUGUCAGCCGAACGCCUGCUGCCACAGAGAGUUCUGGAUCAGCACAAGCUCUCCAAAGAACAGUGGCAGGAGAGGAUUCAGGUCUGGCACGAGGAACACAGAGGGAUGGUGAAAGAGGACUCCAUGAUUGAGUAUCUGAAGAUUGCUCAGGAUCUGGAGAUGUAUGGUGUCAAUUACUUUGACAUCAAGAACAAAAAAGGCACAGACCUCUGGCUAGGAGUGGAUGCAUUGGGCCUGAACAUCUAUGAAAAAGAUGACAGACUUACACCAAAGAUUGGAUUUCCCUGGAGUGAAAUUAGGAACAUUUCUUUCAAUGACAAGAAGUUCAUCAUCAAGCCCAUAGACAAGAAGUCCCCAGACUUUGUGUUCUAUGCCACACGCCUGCGUGUCAACAAGCGGAUCCUCCAGCUGUGCAUAGGAAACCAUGAGCUGUACAUGCAGCGCCGAAAGCCGGACACCAUCGAGGUCCAGCAGAUGAAGGCCCAGGCCCGCGAGGAGAAGCACCAGAGGCAGAUGGAGAGGGCCCAGCUGGAGAGCGAGAAGAAAAAGAGGGAGGCGAUGGAGAAGGAGAAGGAGCAGAUGGAGCGCGAGAAACUGGAGCUGAUGACCAGGCUCAAACUGUUUGAGGAGCAAACCAUGAAGGCCGAGAGAGAUCUGAAGGAUCAGCUGGACCGGGCCAUGCGUCUGGAAGUGGAGCGCCGGCAGGCGGAAGAGGAAGCGGCUCGGUUGGAGGCUGAGCGGCAGGUGGCCUUGCAGGCCAAAGAAGAGCUGGCCAGACAGGCCGAGGACCAGAUGAAGACCCAGGAGCACCUGUCUGCAGAGCUGAUGGAAUAUAGUGCUAAAAUAGCCUUGCUGGAGGAGAUCAAGAGACAAAAGGAAGAGGAGGCCGACUCAUGGCAAGUCCGGGCCAGGGAGGCGCAGGAUGACCUGGUGAAGACUCGUGAGGAGCUCCAGAUGGUGAUGACCACCCCUGUGGUGGUGCCCAUGGCGGCCCCAGCACUAGAGGAGGAGCCUCUGGUGAAUCAUGAGAACCACCAUGAUCCCGAGGAGCACGAAGACAGCAACAGCACCGACAGUGCCGAGCUGCAGGUGGACGGCAUCGAGGACCACCGCAACGAGGAGGAUCGCCUCACCGAGGCCGAGAAGAACCAGCGCGUGCAGCAGCAACUCAUGGCUCUCAGCUCUGAGCUGGCUGCAGCCCGUGAUGACACCAAGGCUACCGCCAAUGACAUGCUGCACACGGAGAAUGUGCGUGCCGGCCGAGACAAAUACAAGACCCUGCGUCAGAUCCGCAUGGGCAACACCAAGCAGAGGAUAGAUGAGUUUGAGGCACUGUAAGGUAGUGUUGUGAUAGUAGCCUGUUGGCUAGCAAGGUCUUUUAGGAAGAUCCAUCACAGCACCCACACAGUUAUCUGCUCCUUCCCCCACACAAACAAACAGAACAGUAGGCCUACCCCCAUCUCACAAGUUAAGUUAUGGUGUUAGGGAGUCAGAUAUUUGUGGUUUUGUAUUCACUCUAGAAGAGAUUCUUUCAUUUAUCUGAGUUCUGUAUUUUUUUGAAAAAUCAUUGCCAAAUCUUUGUAUUUUACUUUUUGUUUUCAUUUGUAAACAAUUGUCAAUCAAAGCCUGAGUUAACUUAAACCGUUAAACCGUGAAGACUGAUACAUGUCUUCAGAAUAAAAGAGCAAAGGACAAAAAGGAAUGGCUUUAAUGGAAGUCAUAAAACUGGAAACAGCAGCCACACUAAACUCUUGGUGUUGCAGUUACAGAACACAAUAUAAUUUAUGUCUUGAUUUGAAGGGUACUCUAUUCCAGUUUUGUGAAUAUGUGGCCACUUUCCAUACAUUAUGUAAAGGUUUACUGACUUACCAGACUGACUCUAUUUGUUGACUAUAUUUGGUCACAUCUGUACCACGAGUAUCUGAAAUCCCUUUAACACAAAGUUCUUUUUUUUUGGUGUUUGGUAUCAUUUCAGCUAUCCUUCGAUUAAUAUUGACAUAAUCUACAUUUAACAUUACUUGAUUAUAUAUAAUCCUUAAUUGAGGUAAAUGCCAAAGAUGCAUCAUACCAAAGAUAGUCUAGACUAUUCAUUUUAUAUUUCUACCAUCUUGCAAGUGUCUGUCUUUGAUUUAUUGAUAUUUCCAACAUGUAAUAAGACUCUGGUAUUGUAGCUGCUACAAGGACAGCCUUUGCUUAUCUGUGAUAAAAGAAGUACCAUUAUCCUCCUGUGAAGUGUCACUUAUAUUUAAACAAUGCCAACAUAACACUGGUCUGAUGUCAAUAAAUAUAGUGUGAAUGGG
Molecule: messenger RNA, 2955 nt
Organism: Alosa alosa (allis shad)
Lineage: Eukaryota; Metazoa; Chordata; Actinopteri; Clupeiformes; Clupeidae
Gene: ezra
Product: ezrin a
Exons: 13
Coding region: 218-1993 (591 amino acids)
Biological process (GO): positive regulation of protein localization to early endosome; regulation of organelle assembly; regulation of cell shape
Cellular component (GO): microvillus; adherens junction; filopodium
Molecular function (GO): actin binding; cell adhesion molecule binding
Source: RefSeq, a predicted model, not a curated record